GACGCGAUUGGUAUGCGCCGUCCGUUUUUGUCGCUUUAUAAGUGACAGUGCGCGACCGUAAACACGACGUUUUCCUGGUCUUCGUCUUUUCACUACAGACUAAGGCUUCCCGUUUGCUUCAGUUUAAGGCUUUUGAGUUUGAGUAUUUCAUACGCGUCAAGAUGUCGUACAUGCUACCGCAUCUCCACAACGGCUGGCAGGUCGACCAAGCCAUUCUAUCCGAGGAGGACAGAGCCCUGGUCAUCAGGUUUGGACACGAUUGGGACCCAACAUGUAUGAAAAUGGACGAAGUAUUGUACAGUAUAGCUGAAAAGGUGAAGAACUUUGCAGUCAUCUAUUUGGUGGACAUCACAGAGGUACCGGACUUCAACAAGAUGUACGAGUUGUAUGAUCCUUGCACCGUCAUGUUCUUCUUCAGGAACAAGCACAUCAUGAUAGAUCUGGGGACUGGUAACAACAACAAGAUCAACUGGACCAUGGAGGACAAGCAGGAGAUGAUUGACAUUGUUGAGACCGUUUACCGAGGGGCGAGAAAAGGACGAGGUCUGGUCGUAUCUCCUAAGGACUACUCCACAAAAUACAGAUACUGAUUGGUUCUUCCCUUUCCAUUGCUUUGUGUGAAGCCCAAUGGGAGCAAAUCUGUCCUUUCAUUAUGAGACUUUCUAGACAGCUGGACUACAAAAAGGGCUCAGAUUGAGGUGUCCUGCUCUUUUUUUUAUUUUUUAUUGUUACAGCCAUGUCAUAUAUUUUCAAAAGCAGUUAUGAAAUCCACCUUUUAGUUCUUUGAUUUAAUAAAUGUCAUGUUCAUAUUUGAUGUUAUCACUUCAUAUGCCCGUUUCCUAGAAUAAGGCUAGUCCUUUAUUAAAAAUAAUUAUCAAUGAAAAAUC
Molecule: messenger RNA, 887 nt
Organism: Oncorhynchus gorbuscha (pink salmon)
Lineage: Eukaryota; Metazoa; Chordata; Actinopteri; Salmoniformes; Salmonidae
Product: thioredoxin-like protein 4A
Exons: 4
Coding region: 162-590 (142 amino acids)
Biological process (GO): mRNA splicing, via spliceosome
Cellular component (GO): U5 snRNP; spliceosomal complex; U4/U6 x U5 tri-snRNP complex
Source: RefSeq, a predicted model, not a curated record